AAGGUGUUUUACCUCCCAGAUACCAUGGCAAACUGGCCGUGGCCUCGCGCAAUCAAUCCUCAUUAUGAAGCUGUGAAAAUUGAAACUGAUGCUUGGUUUUGCAGUUUCAAAUCUGUGGAUUCUGAGUCAUUGAAAGCAUUCGACAAGUGUAACACAGAACAUCUGCGAGUUGGCUGUGACGUAAUGGAUAUGCAGCUGAUUAUAGACGAGGUCACUGAUAGACGCACUGGGUCAGGCGCCAAAGAAAUAGUGGAUAUCGUCCUCGAUGCCUUACACAAUCCUCAUAAGAUCAGACCAGAAGGUGAACACAUCAUUGGAGAAAUGAUGCGACAAUGUUCGGCUCGUGCGAUGCAGACCAUGAGCAUGACUUGUCAUCCCCGCUUCAUUGAUAAAUUUACGAUAUACCUUCGUGCAGUAGCUGUCGAGGCUAUCGACCGAGAACAAAAACAUUGUCUCAGUAUCGAUGACAACUUUUUCAAGUACCGACGGGAAUCAUCUGGCAUAUUACCUUGGCUUGCACUAUGUGCAAUGGAGAUCGAUCUUCCUGAUGAAGUAUUCUACCAUCCUGCUAUCGUGGAUAUGUUUGAAUGCACUGCAGAUUUGGUUACAGUUGAAAAUGAUAUGCUGUCAUACAAUAGAGAACAAGCGAGCGGGACCCACUACAAUUCACUGAUAACUGUUGUCAUGCUAGAACUUGGCCUCAACAUAGGCAGUGCGAUGGGUUGGGCGUCCGCCUAUCACACUAAACUCAAGGAAAGAUUUAUCAACGGUCUUGCGAAAAUCCCUUCAUGGGGUCCUUCCACCGAUAUCCUAGUCAAGAAGUACCUUGAUGGACUAGGAAACUGGGUGCGAGCAAGUUAUUGUUGGAGUUUCGACAUUGAAAGGUACUUGGGCCCAAUGACUGCGGAGAUACAGCAAAGUAGGCUUGUCCCAUUAUUGCCAAAGGUC
Messenger RNA from Suillus fuscotomentosus, 948 nucleotides. Its product is annotated as terpenoid synthase. NCBI's taxonomy places the organism in Eukaryota, Fungi, Basidiomycota, Agaricomycetes, Boletales, Suillaceae. The record is from RefSeq and is a predicted model, not a curated record. The annotation marks the transcript as partial. The transcript has 5 exons.